Oreochromis niloticus (Nile tilapia) is the source of this 2589-nucleotide messenger RNA. Its product is annotated as zinc finger protein 229. Gene Ontology annotation, cellular component: nucleus. The transcript is spliced from 5 exons. The record is from RefSeq and is a predicted model, not a curated record. NCBI's taxonomy places the organism in Eukaryota, Metazoa, Chordata, Actinopteri, Cichliformes, Cichlidae. The coding region runs from base 293 to 2086 and encodes 597 amino acids. Gene Ontology annotation, biological process: regulation of gene expression.
AUGUUAUUUUGUUCGUGUUAUAAAGCAUGACCUAGUAUAUCCUCUGCAAAACGAGGUAAUUAAACACCUUUUCUUAGUAUUUAGAGGCUCGACCAGCUUAACAUAAAAAUCUAGUCUAUAAAGAAGUAGUACCGCUUUGUGACCAAUAGAGGGCAGCAGUGAAAUGCAUUUACUGUCCCUGGGAAAUCAGUCGAAGAAGUAAAAAGAGGAAAUAAACAUGAACUGCUGAACUUCAGCAGCAGAGGAUAAAGUUUCAUUUUAUGAGUACUGAAAAUUAAAAUCACAGUCAGACAUGUUCAGGCUGGAAACAUUUGAGAGUCAGUUGUCGUCUGUGAUGGAGACUCUGGUGGAGGCGGCCGUGACAGAGCUCGGCAGACUUCUGGAGAGGAGCUCGGCUCCGGUUGUGGCCGCUCAGCAGCGCUCAGCUGCGGCUUCCGUGGUCGCCGUGAAGCGCGAGGAUGAGGAGAGGGAGGUGACGCUACGGGAACGCAGCCAGCUCCUUCGCGAGGAUGUCACGAACCAGUUUGCUUCCCUGAUGAAAAAGUGGGCUGAAGUUGCUGUGGAGAAAAUCUCCUUAAUUUUCAGCAUGUCCAUGAGCAACGCCAGAGAUGCUCCUGCUGCAGAGAAACCCACAGCAGGGCAGAUCGAUACUGGGUGCAGAAAAAAAUCUGUGUCCAGAAAGAGAAAUAACAUGCAAGGAUCGCAACCAGCAACAAUACAGAUGAGUGAUCACUUAUACUGUAGAGAGGAGGAACAGAUCAAACAGUCAACAGAAGAAGCUGACCCAGAAUCUGUGCCAGAACCUGCUGAUCCAGCGUCACGUGAGGAAAAUACCUCUGAAGUCCUCUCUCAACCUGAAGUCACAAUAGCAGAUCCUGAACCAGCCUCCAGUGUCAUCGAGGAAAAUGCCGUCCAAAAAGACGCUGAGCAUGAAUGUAGCGCUGUGAAAAUCGGGAAGAAGCAGCCCACCAAGGACUUCACAUGUCCUACGUGUGGUAAAGCAUUUGCUCUGAAGUGCUUGAUGAACAGACACUGCCUGACUCACUCCAAGCCUCACCUUUGCUCUGAGUGCGGCAAACGCUUUGCCGGACUCCACGGGCUCAUAGCACAUUCGAGAAAACACACCGGGGAGAAGCUUUACAAAUGCUCCAAGUGCGGGACAGAGUUUGCGUACAAGUCGACCUUCCACAGGCACAUGCGUCAGCACAACCUAAACAAACCGAUCACCCACACGUGCUCACUGUGCGAGGAGCAGUUCACGGGGAAACAGGCGUUUCAGCGACACAUUUGUUGCGCGUUGAAGAAGACGUUUGUUUGCUCACUUUGCCCAGAGACGUUUGAGUGCAGGCAGAGCUUGGACGAUCAUGAGAAUCUUCAUUCAGGAAACAGAGAUUUCGUCUGCGAAAUGUGCGGCAAGACCUUCUUCUCAUCCGCAUCUUUGGCCGCUCACCGAGUUACCCACACACAAAAGGAAAACUGCUGCGAGGUGCUCAGCCUCGGUUUCAGUGACACGAGCAAAAACGCUGGAGAAAAGCUUUUCACCUGCGAGGUCUGUGGGAAAGGAUGCAGUCACAGGAGCGCCCUGAAGCAUCACAUGCUGACCCACACGGGCGAGAGGCCAUACGUCUGCGAGACCUGCGGCAAACGCUGUGGACACGCCAGCGCGCUUCAGAACCACAUGAGGAUCCACACGGGCAAGAAACCGGGAGAGAAGCCCGUCUGUAACGUGUGCGGCAAGAAAUUCCGCUGCAUGGUCAAUCUCAAGUAUCACACGAGCGUGCAUACGGGGGAAAGGCCAUACGCCUGCGAUCAGUGCGACAAGAGGUUCAGCAACCCGAGCAAUCUGAAGAUACACAUGAUGACGCACUCAGAGGAGAAGAUGCACAGCUGCAGCAUCUGUGGCAGGAAGUUCACGCAGCUCUACAGCCUGAAGCUGCACAGACAGAUGCACGCGGGAGAACGGCCGUAUCACUGCGUGGUCUGUGGGAAAACUUUCAUAACCAACAGCGUGUUCAGGACCCAUCAGAAGGUUCACCUGCAGGAGGCAGGACAGGGGCAGACUGGAAAAACUGCAGUGAAAAUCUAAAACACUCUGUGAGGUCACUUCCUGUACUCAUUAUUGGUUUAAACCAUAGUCCUAAACCUGCACUCUUUCUAAUGGCCAGCAGGGGGCGACACUUCUGGUUGUAGGAAGCCAUCCAGUUUAAUAGCAGUUUAAUAGUUUCAGGUCAUAAUGAAUAAAGCAUGAACCUACUUCUGUAAACUACGGCCAUUAUUAGAGUCAGAAAGGAUGACAAUCUAGGACGUUCUUUGUCAGUCCCAAGUAAUUAACCACAAUUAGGGUGAAGCUUCACAGGUAGAUUCACCCCUCUGUCCUGACUUCCAGUUUGAAAGCACUGAGUCGUUGAUGUGAAAACAUUCAGAUUUCGUAGCACAACUCCACUAACCAACAGGUGAUGUUAUGGCAGCUGUAUUAAUCUUUUAGACUCUAAAUGAGUAUAAAAAAUGUUUACCAAAGACUUUAAUAUCAAUAUAAUUUGUAGAUAUUUAUAGAAAAUGUGAAAAAUAAAAUGCUCUCCUUCAUUUUUA